UGCUUGACGAGCAGGAAAAAGACCAGAGAAAACCAGCUUUGCUUCUUCCGAUUGUCAGUGUAGCACUGAGCAGCAACAUAAGUACUUGUUGAUCGUGGUCCAACCAAAUCAGUUGCAUCAUGGGCAAGAAGCGAGUUCUAGUCGGUUAUGGCAUCGACGUCGAUGCAGUCAGUGGAUGGAUAAACACUCGCGAUGGCUCGCCCGCAAAUCCGACUGAUGUCUCUCGUGGUGUGUUCGGCGCCACCGUGGGCAUCGACAGACUCCUGAAGCUCUGGGACCGAUACGGUAUCAAGACGACGUGGUUCGUGCCGGCUCACUCGAUCGAGAGUUUCCCCGAGCAGCUGGCUAAGGUCAGAGACGCCGGUCACGAAAUUGGCCUGCAUGGCUAUACGCACGAAUUCGUGUCGACUCUGAGCGAGCAGCAACAAAAGGACGUCCUGAGCAAAUCCAUCCAGGUGCUGACCGACUUCACGGGCAAACAUCCGAAAGGCUGGACGGCACCGGCGUGGUCGACGUCCAAAGAGACCAUCAAGCUCCUGGAAGAGUUCGGCAUCGAAUACGACCACUCGUUCAUGCACCACGAUUCGCAACUGUACUACUGCCCGGACGGAACCGAGGAUUGGACCGAGACGGACGUGGCCAAGUCCGCGACGGAAUGGAUGAAGCCCAUGACGGCCAUCAAGCCCUCGAGUGUUGUCGAAGUGCCGGCCAACUGGCAUCUGGAUGACUGGCCGCCGUUCCAGCUGAGUCUGAAGCAAGCCUCGACGCACGGUUACGUGGAUCCGUACGUGAUCGAGAGGCUCUGGAAGGAUCAGUUUUCCUUCUUGUACCGCGAACACGACACGUUCGUGUUCCCCAUGAGUAUCCAUCCACAGGUCAGCGGGAAGCCGCAGGUCAUGCUCAUGCAUGAGAGGAUCAUCGAGUGGAUCAAUGAGCACGAGGGCGUCGAGUGGAUGACCAUGGAGAAUAUGGUCAAGGAGUUCAAGGAAGGCAGACUCGGUGGUGCAGAGGUCAAGGGAGGGAAAUGAGUGAGUUUAGGGAUCCAUACCUAGGUAGAGGGGUUUAAACCUGCGUGAAUACUUAUAGUACUACUACUAGAUAUAGGGGCGGUGCUACGAUACUAGUAUGUAUGGAGCAGUGGAAGAAGCGUCAAAGAUCGCGCGUGCAUAAGGUGCAAAAUAUACAG
Molecule: messenger RNA, 1186 nt
Organism: Exophiala xenobiotica
Lineage: Eukaryota; Fungi; Ascomycota; Eurotiomycetes; Chaetothyriales; Herpotrichiellaceae
Exons: 3
Coding region: 120-1028 (302 amino acids)
Biological process (GO): carbohydrate metabolic process
Molecular function (GO): hydrolase activity, acting on carbon-nitrogen (but not peptide) bonds
Source: RefSeq, a predicted model, not a curated record